AUAAUCGAAUCAAACGAAACCAAAACAACAACAAUGACCGGUCGCGGCAAGGGAGGCAAAGGUCUUGGAAAAGGAGGAGCGAAACGUCACAGGAAAGUUCUUCGUGACAACAUCCAGGGUAUCACGAAGCCUGCCAUUCGCCGUUUGGCACGCAGAGGUGGAGUGAAGCGUAUCUCCGGUUUGAUAUACGAAGAAACUCGCGGUGUGCUUAAAGUGUUCCUCGAGAACGUAAUUCGUGACGCCGUCACGUACACAGAGCACGCCAAAAGGAAAACUGUCACCGCUAUGGACGUCGUGUACGCUCUGAAACGACAGGGACGCACGCUCUACGGUUUCGGCGGUUAAGUCUCUCAUGAUGAAUGCGUAAAUCGUCCGUCCGUCCGUCAGCCCGUUCGUUUCGUUCGUUCGAUCGUACGUCGUCAGUCACUUGAGCGUGAGCGAAUCUCGCAUUGUACGCGAAAAUUGAACAUGCGAAUACCUAUUGUAAGAUCAUAAUCAAUAAAUACAAAAAAC
This is a messenger RNA of Manduca sexta (tobacco hornworm), 513 nucleotides long. RefSeq names its product histone H4. The record is from RefSeq and is a predicted model, not a curated record. Gene Ontology annotation, biological process: nucleosome assembly. Gene Ontology annotation, cellular component: nucleosome. The coding region runs from base 34 to 345 and encodes 103 amino acids. NCBI's taxonomy places the organism in Eukaryota, Metazoa, Arthropoda, Insecta, Lepidoptera, Sphingidae. The transcript has a single exon. Gene Ontology annotation, molecular function: protein heterodimerization activity; structural constituent of chromatin; DNA binding.